AUGGACCCAAAAAUGACAAAGAUCUCAUCUAAACAGCUUAGUCCACUUUUCUUUAGACUAAAAGACUCAAGUCACCGAAAUGUCUUUUUAGCCGGUACCGCGAAGACAAUACCCGCUGUAAGAAUAACCAUUGAAAUAAUUGAUUUAAUCAAAAGUGAGCUAAUCAUCAUUAUGUAUGGAAUUCCUUUGUCCAAGUCUUCCAAAAAACUGGUUGUUAUUCCAUGGCCAUUCUUUUCUUCGGAAAACUUUCGUUUUGGUGUCGAUUUAAAGUAA
Messenger RNA from Priceomyces carsonii, 273 nucleotides. RefSeq lists its product as uncharacterized. The record is from RefSeq and is a predicted model, not a curated record. The transcript has a single exon. NCBI's taxonomy places the organism in Eukaryota, Fungi, Ascomycota, Pichiomycetes, Serinales, Debaryomycetaceae. Bases 1 to 273 code for a protein of 90 amino acids.